AUGCCACCGAUGAGUUCUGGUUACGGCGGUGCGUCUGUUGACGAGCCGUGCUACGUGUUGUAUUCGAUGGCGUCUUCUCCUGGUUCUUGGCAUUGUAUGUCAGUGGAAGUUAUUGAAAUGGCAGUGUAUACUAUUUUGCUUAAUCCAAAUUCGCUUCUUGGAUUAUCAACAUCCAUUUAG
Molecule: messenger RNA, 180 nt
Organism: Paraglomus brasilianum
Lineage: Eukaryota; Fungi; Glomeromycota; Glomeromycetes; Paraglomerales; Paraglomeraceae
Source: the annotation of a GenBank genome assembly